Molecule: messenger RNA, 674 nt
Organism: Dendroctonus ponderosae (mountain pine beetle)
Lineage: Eukaryota; Metazoa; Arthropoda; Insecta; Coleoptera; Curculionidae
Gene: mRpL14
Product: 39S ribosomal protein L14, mitochondrial
Exons: 2
Coding region: 108-596 (162 amino acids)
Biological process (GO): translation
Cellular component (GO): mitochondrion; ribosome
Molecular function (GO): structural constituent of ribosome
Source: RefSeq, a predicted model, not a curated record
UAACGCGGUUGCCUUUGUCACAUUUACUGACAAUUGCCAUUUAAGUCAAUUGCCCAUAGCCUCACUUUAUCAGCAUUUUAAAUCGGCAUUUUAUUAGUAUUUUCGAAAUGAUUUUGAAACAAUUGUGCGCUCCGUCUAGGUACCAGCACUUUUCAAAAAUAUCAUCGGUAUGUAGUAAUAACAAAAGUAGAUUGAUCAGCACUUCAGCCGCAGUUUGUGAAAUACAAAAAAUGACCAGGCUGCGAGUGGUGGACAACAGCCCCAUUGGCAAACUGGCAAUGGCAGAGGGCAAACCCCCCAAAUGCAUUCACGUCUACAAUAAGACAGGAAUUGGAAAAAUAGGUGAUAUAGUUUUAGUGGCAAUUAAAGGGGAGAAGAAAAAGGCUGUCCUAGUAGGCCUGAAGCAGAACCAAGCGCCGAAAGUACCAAAGUUUGACAGUAACAACAUUGUAUUGAUUGACGACAAUGGCACCCCUUUGGGAACCAGAGUUCAUGUGCCAAUUCCCACUAUUUUGCGGACAAUUUUGAAAGAAAAAACUCUGGCGAAAGGUGCAGAUUACACGAAAGUUUUAGGAAUUGCUUCUCGGUUUAUUUAAGGUUUUUGCGGCUACGCAAUUUGUGCUAGAAAAUAUUCAUUGGUUUUUAAUAAAAUAAAAUAAAUAUGUAAUAUGUAA